AUGAAGACUCCACAACUCAAAUCCAAGGAAAGAUAUAUUGUAGUUGAUAAAUAUCCAGCUGCCAGAAAUGUUUUACUUCAUUCACUUCCUCAGAAUCCUUCGUUCACUUCUAGACUUGUUCAAUAUGAUCAUGAUUUUGCUAUCCAUGUUGGUGCUGAGCUGGAGAUCAUCCAAGAUUGCUCUUGGAUUAGUAAUGAUUCAGCUCAAGUAGUGGACAAUUCACAAGACAAAUAUAUUGUAGGAUCUGGUCUCUUGUUGAGAAAGAAUGGGAAAUACUUCUUCAUGCAAAAUAAGGCCUCAAUUGGAAAGGUUAUGUUUAUUUUCACAAUUCUUGAGCUUGACGUAUUUAAAAGAGAACUGGACGAUGAAGUGAAGGAGUUACUUCAGAAAUGUGUUAAACAAUUUGAGGGAGAAGAAUUAGAACAUUUGAAAGAUGCUAUCAAUGGUGGGGAUUCAUUUUCCCAAUUUUUAUUCAAAGGCAGAAAGAAGGAAAAUGUAAAACAUUUCUUUGAAAA
Messenger RNA from Naegleria gruberi, 515 nucleotides. RefSeq lists its product as uncharacterized. The transcript has a single exon. NCBI's taxonomy places the organism in Eukaryota, Heterolobosea, Eutetramitea, Acrasida, Naegleriidae. The record is from RefSeq and is a predicted model, not a curated record. The annotation marks the transcript as partial.